Dioszegia hungarica is the source of this 618-nucleotide messenger RNA. RefSeq names its product DNL zinc finger-domain-containing protein. Gene Ontology annotation, molecular function: zinc ion binding; protein-folding chaperone binding. The record is from RefSeq and is a predicted model, not a curated record. The transcript is spliced from 3 exons. Bases 1 to 618 code for a protein of 205 amino acids. Gene Ontology annotation, biological process: protein import into mitochondrial matrix; protein folding; protein stabilization. Lineage: Eukaryota; Fungi; Basidiomycota; Tremellomycetes; Tremellales; Bulleribasidiaceae. Gene Ontology annotation, cellular component: mitochondrion.
AUGGCCACCAUCACCAGCCCACUCCGCGCUCUUGUCCGCUCGCGCCCAUAUGCGGUGCUCUCAGCUGCCGCAGCUGGUCCAUCUGCGGCAGCAGGUCCAUCCCGGAUCGCAGCUCUAGCUGCCGCCCGACCAUACUCUACCCCUUCAUCCACCUCAGCUCGGUCCCUCUCCGCGUCGCCCAAGACCCUCAGGGUCCAUUUUAUCGCUACAAGGAGAUGGAACAGCUCAGCCGCAUCGUCUCGUCUGCCGGGGACGGAAGAAGUAUCAGAUGAGAAUCUGCGUUUGGAGGCUCCUGGACCCGAGUCUAAGCCACAGCAACUUGGGCAGAUCGUACCUAGACUAUCCCUCACUUUCACAUGUACAGCCAAUGGCUGCGGUCAUCGCUCAACGCACGAGUUCUCCAAGCAGGCGUAUACGAAGGGGAUCGUACUCGUGCAGUGCCCAGAAUGUAAGAACAGGCACUUGAUAGCGGAUCACCUGGGGUGGUUCAAGGAGAGCACGGAAGAGGGCAAUCUUAAGAACAUAGAGGAUCUCAUGAAGGCCAAGGGGGAGACAGUACGGACUGGCCAGGUCAACUGGGACGGGGACAUCGAGUACGACGGGGAGACCAAGGCGUAG